AAUGAGUCAUGUGACUAGUCAUGUGACUUGCCAGUGAGCUCACGAUUGGGUGUGUCCGUAAAUUCAAUCGGAAGUGCCAGAGCUGGGCGUUCGUAAAUUCAGAGCGUUGUCACAUCGUCUAUUCGUAGAUUUAGAGAUUUUCGCCCUAGGAGCGCUCAGAACGCACUCUGGACGCUCUGGUCGAUGAGUAGGGAUGAUCCUACCGUUCUGACCUCACAACGGCACCCGAGCUAAUUGGCUAACGUUGGCUAGCUACUUCCAGACACAAAUGAGAGAACACCUCAGUCUGACCAUUUUACUCGCCCUUGCAGAGCAGAAGUGACAGUCAGCAGAGAUCAAAAUCAUGACUAAUUAUCCCGGGAUGUGCUUAGUGUUCUGUUUUGCAAUAUUUGGAUUGGGCUCUGCCAUCCGCUGUUUCACAUGCAAGGAUAACACAGGGAGCUGCACAAAUACACAGGACUGCCCUUCUGACGAUGCCUGCCUGACACUGACUGAGACAGGGGGACAGAUCAAUCGGAAGUGCAUCAAGGGCUCUGAUUGCGACUUCAAUCGAUUGGCCCAGAUGUUCCCAUCUGUACCAAAAUUCACCUUUGAUUGUUGCUCCAAUGACCUAUGCAACGGAGCCACAUCCAUUGCCACUGGCAAGCCCUUGCUGGGCCUUCUUGCCUCAUUGGCAGUGAUGUGGUGGUGUAUGCAGUAACCUCUACUCAUACGUUUUAGAAGCCCUAAUGUUGCCAUUCGACUCAACAGAAGCCACUGAUGGAACGGCAAGCAGGAAGAUGUGGGCUAAUGGCUCAUGCUGAAAUUCUGCCGUACUUUCCUGACUUACUGCUGCACAUUUGCAAUAUUGAUUUUGACUCUUUGCACUUAAUUGGAUUUUUAAAGCUUUCUAUGAUAACCUAUUUGUUGAUUACCAAUGCUUUGUGCUUCAGCCCAAGGGCUGAAAAUAGGAAACGUGCUCACAGAUGAGUUUGGAGAAGGUAUAUCAUUCAAACAAUCCUAUUUGGAGGCUUGUAAAAUAGACUAACACUUUCCAUCUAAGUGGGUUUGCUCAGAAUUAUGACCAAGUAUUGCAACAAUAGGUUGUCUAUAGUUUGCUGAAAAAAGUUACUAUAAUGUGCUUAAAUGUAAGGGAUACUUUGAGAAAUAUUUGUCUGAUUGAGUGGACAAAGUAUUGUAUAAUUAAAAAUGCAAAUACAUGAUAUGGAAUUUGGAACUAAAUGUUGUUCAUUUUGGGAGAGACAUUUGUUCACACACAAUGCCUUCACUGCUCUUAUACUGCAUAGUGGCUUACACUGGUACAUAACAUUGCUUUGACUGUUUGAUAGGUAUCUGUUAAACCUAUCUGUCUUUUUUAAAGGGCACAGUAUAGACCUAUUAGGAUUAAAUAUCACGUUUUAAUCUCUGGACAAUAAAUAAAAUAUUACCAAAAAGCCA
Molecule: messenger RNA, 1437 nt
Organism: Salvelinus fontinalis (brook trout)
Lineage: Eukaryota; Metazoa; Chordata; Actinopteri; Salmoniformes; Salmonidae
Product: CD59 glycoprotein-like
Exons: 4
Coding region: 344-700 (118 amino acids)
Source: RefSeq, a predicted model, not a curated record